Molecule: messenger RNA, 1379 nt
Organism: Salvia hispanica
Lineage: Eukaryota; Viridiplantae; Streptophyta; Magnoliopsida; Lamiales; Lamiaceae
Product: hsp70 nucleotide exchange factor FES1-like
Cellular component (GO): endoplasmic reticulum
Molecular function (GO): adenyl-nucleotide exchange factor activity
Source: RefSeq, a predicted model, not a curated record
UUCCAGAACCCUUCACAAAUUCUUCUGAGGAACUCGUUUAAUUAUCUGAAAUAUUUGUCUUCGAAACCUGAUAUUGCCGCACUAGUAUAGUAUUUCAUUCCCUCGUUAAUCCUUCUUGUUUAUUGUUUGUUAGAAAAGAAGAAGCAAAAAACAUGGCAAGAGAAGGCCCUAAUUGGGAAGGACUGCUUAAGUGGAGUCUUUCCCACGCCGACGGUACUGACACUUCUCGCAAUUUGAGUGAGGAGGAUAGAAAAUGGUUUAUGGAGGCGAUGCAAGGGCAGACGAUUGAUGUUAUAAAGCGAAUGAAGGAGAUAACACUUGUUAUGAAGACCCCAGAGCAGGUGUUGGAGUCUCAGGGGGUCACUCCUCAAGAUAUUGAAGAUAUGUUGGAUGAGCUACAAGAACAUGUGGAGUCUAUCGACAAUGCUAAUGAUCUUCAUUCCAUUGGUGGUCUUGCACCUCUCCUCGGCUACCUCAGGAACUCGCAUCCUAACAUUAGGGCGAAAGCAGCCGAUGUUGUUAGCACCGUCGUACAAAACAAUCCCAGGAGUCAACAGCUGGUCAUGGAAGCUAAUGGCAUGGAGCCAUUAUUGACAAACUUUACUUCUGAUCCAGAUGUCGGAGUUCGUACCAAAGCACUUGGUGCAAUCUCUUCUCUGAUUAGGCAUAACAAGUCUGGAAUUGCUGCGUUUCGGUUGGCUAAUGGUUACACGGCGCUAAAAGAUGCUUUGGGCUCUGAGAGUGUGAGAUUUCAAAGGAAAGCCCUUAACUUGAUCCACUAUCUCCUUAGCGAGAAUCGUUCAGACAUUGGUGUUAUAUCCGAGCUUGGAUUUCCUCGCAUAAUGAUGCACCUUGCAUCAAGUGAGGAUUCUGAUGUACGUGAAGCAGCACUAAGGAGCCUUCUUGUUCUAGCUCGGGACAGGUCGGAGAAGCCUGAUACCUCAAGUGAAGAUGAUGAUAAACUGAAGCAGAUUCUACAAGACAGGAUCAAAGGAAUUAGUGAGAUGUCUGUUGAAGAUCUAGGAGCUGUGAAAGAGGAAAGGGAGCUCGUGGACUCUCUUUGGAAAGCCUGUCACAAUGAACCAUCGCCACUCUUUCAGCAGGGCCUUCUAUCCCUCCCCGGAGAAGACGCUCCUCCUCCAGAUGUAGCGAGCCAGUAUUUCCAGCUGCCUCUUAGAGCUUUGGCUGCAGACAGAAAUCCCGACCCAAAACCAGACAACGAGAAGAAGGAAGCGCCUUUGUUAUUAGGUCCUGGACCCUCAGCUUAGGUCAGUUUGUUUAACGCAAUUAUGCACCAGAAUCAUUGUAUAUGACUUAGUUAAGAUCUUGUGCUAUAUUUAUACUUUCGCUAUAUUCGAAAAUCCAACCUUUUUAUCUCA